AUGGCGAGAUCACCCAAGAAAGACUCGCAAUCUCUGCCCUCAGAGCCCUGGAAGGUUGACGAACCAUUCGGUCCCCCUCCAAUUCAACGCUCUGUCUCUGGGGGUAUCCAACGCCUCCGAAAUACCCUCUCCAAGAUAUCGCCCUCGGCCCUCGCAGAGAAAGAACUCCUCCGCAAAAAGAACCAAUACAAAAGCCCUCUCACCGAACGCAACGUCGACACACUCGUCACCGAACAAGAAUGCAACGAAGCCUACAAACCUAGUCACUCACCCGAAAUCCAAGUCACCGAAUGGCUCGAGCGGGUAUCCUGA
Penicillium antarcticum is the source of this 312-nucleotide messenger RNA. RefSeq lists its product as uncharacterized. The transcript has a single exon. Bases 1 to 312 code for a protein of 103 amino acids. The record is from RefSeq and is a predicted model, not a curated record. Lineage: Eukaryota; Fungi; Ascomycota; Eurotiomycetes; Eurotiales; Aspergillaceae.